Molecule: messenger RNA, 1209 nt
Organism: Chenopodium quinoa (quinoa)
Lineage: Eukaryota; Viridiplantae; Streptophyta; Magnoliopsida; Caryophyllales; Amaranthaceae
Product: F-box/kelch-repeat protein At3g23880-like
Exons: 1
Coding region: 1-1209 (402 amino acids)
Molecular function (GO): protein binding
Source: RefSeq, a predicted model, not a curated record
AUGGAAGAAAGCGAUAAGAACAACAGCAAGAAAACAAGAGAAGAUGUUGAAGGAACUCAACUUCUUGAUGAAAUCAUAACUCAACACAUUCUUACGCGGCUUCCCCCCAAACCGUUAAUCCGAUGUAAGCUAAUUUCAAAGCAAUGGAAUUUUAAUGUCAAUUUCUUCUUGGAUUAUAUAAAACAAUCUAUAUAUAGUGACCCUUUUACCCCAAUUGAAACUCUCUUUAUUCAAUCUGGGAAAACAUUUUACCUUUAUACAUGCAAUAAUCAUGAUAAUGAUGAUGUUGAGGUUGAAUAUGUUCGUACUAGUCAAUAUAAUUUGGUUGAAUUAAAGACUGGUUUUCGUGUUGCUAGGAGGGAAAGUAUUGGAUGUGUAGGAUCAUGUAAUGGGUUGAUUUGUUUAGGUGAAAUGCUUGGAAAAUAUUUCAUUUUAUGGAACCCUGAAAUUAAUCAAUUUCAUAGAUAUUACUUCGAAUUUUUGGAGCAAAAUUCAAGGGAUAUUUGUUGGGGGUUUGGUUAUGUAUCUUCUCUUGAUGACUAUAAGGUGGUUAGAAUCUCUCAGUUCCGGUUUCGAGCCAAGAUCGAUUCAGUUCAUGUGUUUUCAUUGAGGACUAACACUUGGAGUAGGAUUGAAUUUGGUAUUGGUGAAUGUAGAUUAGUGGGUCGAUCAAGGUUGGUUAAUGAGACUUUGUAUUGGAGAAAGGAGGAUGAUAAUGAUAAUGGGGAUGUACAAAUUGUUUCCUUUGAUUUGGGUCUUGAGACUUUUGCUAUGUUCACUGAUUUGGCUAUUCGAGCACCCGAGAAUGCUACCUUAUGUAUCAUGGGAGGGUGCUUAUCCGUUGGCGUUCGCAACUCUGAUGAUGAUUUGGUGACACACGUUGUGAAACGUCCGGGAAGGGUGGUUAAGGGUUUUUAUUCUGAUUUGAGAGACACUGUAUUUGAUGAUUUGAUCGGGUUGACAGAGGCUGGCAAGAUAUUUGUUGUUUAUCCUCGUUGCUGGGUGCCAUGCUUGGUUGUUUCGAGUUCAAUGAAAUCAAUUGUGACAUUUGAAACUAAUGAAAACCUGGGGAGCACUUAUAUGGCGAGUUAUGUUCCGAGUCAAAUUUCACCUCUUCCUCCUGUGGAGUGUGGAGUUGCCCAAUGCUUUAGAACAGGUACCUUCUAUGCCUUUGCCUUUUAUUUGUUCUGUUUUACCUGCUUCCUUUAG